GCUGCGGCAUCCCUGCCAUCAAGCCCGAGGUGUCWGGCUAUGCCCGCAUCGUUAAUGGUGAGGAGGCUGUGCCCCACUCCUGGCCCUGGCAGGUAUCUCUGCAGCAGACCAGCGGCUUCCACUUCUGUGGGGGAUCCCUGAUCAAUGAGAACUGGGUGGUCACCGCCGCUCACUGCAACGUCGCUACCUACCACCGCGUGAUCGUUGGAGAGCACAAGAGGGGCAGCGGCAACAACGCUGAGGACAUCCAGAUCCUGAAGCCCGCUAAGGUGUUCACCCACCCCAAGUGGAACCCCAGUACCAUCAACAACGAUAUCUCCCUGAUCAAGCUGUCCACCCCUGCUGUCCUGAACACCAAUGUGUCCCCCGUGUGCCUGGCUGAGACCGCCGACGUCUUCGCACCUGGCAUGAACUGCGUGACCUCCGGCUGGGGUCUGCUGCGCUACAAUGCUAUCAACACCCCCAACCUGCUGCAGCAGGCUGCUCUGCCYCUUCUGUCCAACGAGCAGUGCAAGGAGCACUGGGGGAGCAGCAUCUCYGACGUCAUGAUCUGUGCCGGUGGUGCUGGUGCUACCUCCUGCAUGGGUGACUCCGGUGGCCCCCUGGUCUGUGAGAAGGACAACGUCUGGACCCUGGUCGGUAUUGUGUCCUGGGGCAGCAGCCGUUGCUCCACCACUACCCCCGCUGUGUACGCCCUGUCUCUUAUACACAUCUGGGGCAGCAGCC
This is a messenger RNA of Salvelinus sp. IW2-2015, 726 nucleotides long. NCBI's taxonomy places the organism in Eukaryota, Metazoa, Chordata, Actinopteri, Salmoniformes, Salmonidae. The record is from RefSeq and is a predicted model, not a curated record.